AUGUCUGUCGGUAUGGCCAAAGCCUACUCCUCCUACGACCGGGAGGCCAUGAAUGAAUUCAUCAUGACGCCGGUCUCGAGAGAAAUGAUUUCGUAUCUUGCGCAGAAAGCAUCGCAGGUCCUCCGUUGCGAAGACGAUGUGAUGCCCUCGACAUACAAUAAGGCGCAGCCACUCACCCCACCACACAGCCCUACCCAGGGCACCGCCGCGGCCACUCCUCGCAUUCCCUCCGUGGAGGAGUUUAUCCGCAACAUCGUCAAGCGCUCGCACGUCGAAGUGCCCACCCUGAUGACAUCACUGGUCUUCCUGGCCCGCUUGCGUGCCAAGCUGCCCCCGAUGUCCAAGGGCAUGCGCUGCACCCCCCACCGCAUCUUCCUGGCCUCUCUGAUACUGGCCGCCAAGAACAUCAACGACUCCAGCCCCAAGAACAAGUACUGGUCUCGCUACACCGUCGUGAACGGGUACUGCGGCUUCGGCUUCUCCUUGUCCGAGGUGAACCUGAUGGAACGCCAGCUGCUCGCCCUGCUCGAUUGGGACACGCGUGUGCGCGAGGACGAUCUCUUCGAGCACUUUGCACCCUUCCUCGCGCCCAUCAAGGAGGCCCUCAAGCUCCAGGACGACAUUGCCACCGCCAACGACUAUGAAUGGAAAUUGCAGGUGCAGAUGCUGUCCAAGCCCCACCUCCGCAGCGCCUCGCCAGCGUCGUCGCAAGGCCGCCUGCUCUCCGGAGGAGUGUACAGCUCGCCGGAAUCGAUGCGCAGCCACAGCAGCAUGCAGCUGGCGCGCCACAAGCGCCGCCAAUCCAGCUAUCGCGACGGCCGGUCCAUUUCGCCGCCGUCGAUCCGCGACGUGCCCGGUCUGUCAUACGAAGGCAGCGUGCAGGGCUCCUCGUCGCGCGCGUCCAGUCUUGCCCCCAGCUCGCGCGGGACGCCGGCGAGCUUCCAGACGGCUGCUACUGCUGACAUUCUGGUCGACGAUGACAAGAACAGCCCGUUGUCGGGCUACGCGAAUCUGGCCUCGGCGAAGUCGAAGACCAGCACGAAUAUCUUUUCAACCCAUGACGACCUCCAGCAGCAUCUGAAAAAGGCAAAGACCAUGGGCACAGGGUCGAGCGGGAACCUGUUCUCGAGAUUCUUUGUUUCGGCGGCGAAUUCAUAUGCAGAGAAGCGCGGUGCUCGCGCGGCUACGCGGAGCUGA
This is a messenger RNA of Ophidiomyces ophidiicola, 1197 nucleotides long. It is a transcript of the gene PCL1, whose product is annotated as PHO85 cyclin-1. Gene Ontology annotation, molecular function: cyclin-dependent protein serine/threonine kinase regulator activity; protein kinase binding. Gene Ontology annotation, biological process: regulation of cyclin-dependent protein serine/threonine kinase activity. NCBI's taxonomy places the organism in Eukaryota, Fungi, Ascomycota, Eurotiomycetes, Onygenales, Onygenaceae. Bases 1 to 1197 code for a protein of 398 amino acids. The transcript has a single exon. Gene Ontology annotation, cellular component: nucleus; cyclin-dependent protein kinase holoenzyme complex. The record is from RefSeq and is a predicted model, not a curated record.